AUGCCUGCUUUCUACAGUCUGGUAUUUGUGGCAAUCAUUAUUGUUCUCACUUCGUUUCAUCCUUUAUUGUCCUUGCCUUUUCCAGGCAAUGAACCGGAAGAGAUAUCUUUCCCGCUUCCAGAGAAAAGAAUCUCUUCUGAUCUUGAAUUUGGAAAAAGCUUUCAGUAUCCAACCAGAUGGGGAACUCAGCAACCAUCUUUUUUCAUACAACAAAUAGUUGUAUGGUCCUCUGUCAAUCCAUGGACGUCUGAUUUGGGCAUGAUGGAUGCUUUUCGAGGCCCAUUGAGUGAAGUCUUCAAGCUGCAUUCUGAUAUAGUGGGCUUUCAUUCACCUAGGAGUAACCUGACCCUUAGAGAUGUUUGCCUUCACGUGGAGAAAUCCACAUCAUCUCGACGCACCAUCGUUCACAUUUACUAUCCCGAACGUUUCAAUUAUUUGGAGCUCAUCCCGCUGACUUUUGUCUACUUAAUCCUGUUCCUGUACAUUUACUUCUCUGUUCGCAAGAUCGAAAUGGUCAAAUCCAAGUUUGGCAUGGCUUUCAGCGCCAGCGUGACAGUGGUAGCAUCGCUGGGCAUGUCAGUCGGCCUGUGCACGUGCACGUGGUUCGGAUUGCGCUUCACUCUUCAGGGACGAGACAUUUUCCCUUAUUUGGUGGUGAUCGUUGGUCUGGAGAACAUCUUAGUUUUGACUCGCUCUGUCGUUUCUACUCCAGCCAAUUUGGACGUCAAGAUCCGUGUAGCACAGGGACUUAGUGAUGAAGGAUGGAACAUAACCAAAAAUUUGUUAACAGAAGUGACUAUUUUGACGGUGGGCUUCUUCACCUUCGUGCCGGCCAUUCAAGAAUUUUGCCUCUUCGCCGUCGUCGCCCUUCUCUCCGAUUUCGUUCUGCAAAUGCUGUUCUUCUCCACCGUCCUGUCCAUCGACAUAUUGCGCAAAGAGUUGUCGGAAAUUCAACGCCAACGACGGCAGCUUCAACCUGGUCAGCAGUACCUGUCGACCAACCACACCGUCCAUACUCUCAGUUCAGCAGAAAGGGCAUUUGCGGGAAAUGCUGUCCAUCCCCACUUGCGCACCCGAGUCCACUCAGCAGCUGUUUUAGCCAAAAAUACCCCAACGGCCGUCGUAGCACCUUCCUCCUACACGCACAAUCGAUCAGCUGCGGCCAGAGUACCACGUCGGAUAAGGAUCGUUCACUUUUGGGCUCGCACGCGUUUGUUUCAGCGUACCUUUAUGGUGGGUGUGGUCAUAUGGAUGAGCAUUUCCUUUUACAAAUACGUAGUGAUGGAAAAUUUGGCUGAUCAAUCGGCCGGAUGGUCUGUUGAAGCCAACGAUUCUUCACAGGUUGAAUUUCCAGCACCACAUCCUAAUCUCAAAGUUUCGUGUUCUGCCGGAUCCAACUGUAUUGAACCAGAAGAACCAGAUCUUUUGAAAGAAUCCACGAUUCUAGCCAAUUCGGCCCCACCAGAAAUAUCAGUUACGUCAUCCAGCGGCAAAGAAGUAAUCGAUUGGCAGAAUCGGUUACAAAAUCCCAAAAACGUCGAGCUCUGGAGGAGGCUCUCUUAUCGCCACUGGCCCGACCUGCUGGACAUUUACAAUAUCUCGUUGGCCGGAAAGUGCAUAGCCAUGUUGCCUCCGAUUCGAAUCUCUAUCCCAGUCAACCCAGAACGAGUGUCGGAAGUGCGCAACAGUCGCGAUGGCGAGUACCUGACGCGAUCGCGAUGGAAAUCUCUGGCAUCAGCUCUCGAUACGCUUGAUGUUCUUGACGGUGACGAUAGUGAUUUCGGCCUGUCCGGAAGCACCGGUGACGGAAGUAUUGGCGGCGGAUCAGGCGGAAACGGCGGCUCUGAUGAAGACAACAAGACCCCCUACGUUCCUUCGUCGCCCAUUCAAAUUAUUUUAACCACUUUAUUAGCCAUACCGAGCGUGGUGUUUAUCGCCUACGUGACUGUCGUGUUAUAUCAAGCUGCCUUUAAUUCUUUUGCUGAAACUGCCGUGAACUUUCUGUAA
Molecule: messenger RNA, 2007 nt
Organism: Daphnia pulicaria
Lineage: Eukaryota; Metazoa; Arthropoda; Branchiopoda; Diplostraca; Daphniidae
Product: sterol regulatory element-binding protein cleavage-activating protein-like
Biological process (GO): SREBP signaling pathway
Cellular component (GO): endoplasmic reticulum membrane; Golgi membrane
Molecular function (GO): sterol binding
Source: RefSeq, a predicted model, not a curated record